Molecule: messenger RNA, 3781 nt
Organism: Gavia stellata (red-throated loon)
Lineage: Eukaryota; Metazoa; Chordata; Aves; Gaviiformes; Gaviidae
Gene: AZIN1
Product: antizyme inhibitor 1
Exons: 12
Coding region: 426-1778 (450 amino acids)
Biological process (GO): positive regulation of polyamine transmembrane transport; negative regulation of protein catabolic process
Cellular component (GO): cytoplasm
Molecular function (GO): ornithine decarboxylase activator activity; ornithine decarboxylase activity
Source: RefSeq, a predicted model, not a curated record
CUCUCUUUGCCUGUGCCCUCUCGUCCCAGCGCUGCGCUGCGCUUCCCCCGCCGGUCGCCCCCGCAGCCUAUGGCCCUGGAAGGCGCCGCUGCCGCCGCCUGUAUUUCUGCUGUAGGUUCCCACAUCCCUCUUUAAAAAUUCCGCCUAAAAAGAGAAGACGAUUUACCAAAUCUUUCGGGCCGUUAUCUCACGGCAAAAUCUCUGAUCAAGUUUACAACUAUCCAGAGGGCUUAGGAGAAGUGCUUUAUAGAGAACAGUUCGACUUCAACGCUGAGCCACCUUGGGAACCUAGCUGAUGAUAGUAGGGUUCCAUCUCCUAACUUGUCCAUUUUGUUGCAUAAUUUAAGGACCCGGAUAUAAGGCUUGGAAGCCCAUCCCUUGUGUUUCUUGGUUUAUGACUGUCGGCUUUGUGGAAUACGGCUGAGAUGAAAGGAUUUCUUGAGGAUGCAAAUUACUCCAUUGGCCUGUUGGAUGAAGGAGCAACUCUUGCAGACGUUAUUGACAACUGUAUUUAUGAACAUACUCAUACUGGAAAAAGAGCAUUUUAUGUUGGUGAUCUUGGAAAGCUUGUGAAGAAGAACAUACAAUGGCAGAACGUGAUGGCACCAAUAAAACCGUUUUAUCCUGUAAGAUGCAAUUCUACUCCAGGUGUACUCGAAAUUUUGGGGACUCUUGGCGUUGGAUUUGCAUGUACCAGUAAAUCUGAAAUGGCAUUGGUACAAGACCUGGGCAUUUCUCCUGAAAAUAUUAUAUAUACAAAUCCUUGCAAGCAAGCUUCUCAAAUAAAGUAUGCAGCGAAAGCUGGGAUAAACAUCAUGACUUGUGACAAUGAUAUUGAGCUGAAGAAAAUAGCACGUAAUCAUCCAAACGCUAAGCUCUUACUGCACAUUGCCACAGAAGACAUUACUGCUGAUGAGGAGAUGAAUAUGAAGUUUGGUACCACCCUGAAGAACUGUAGGCACCUCAUGGAAUGUGCUAAGGAGUUGGGAGUCCAAAUAGUUGGUGUCAAAUUUCAUGUUUCAGGCUCUUGCAAGGAACCACAAACAUACAUUCAUGCGGUAUCUGAUGCUCGGUGUGUGUUUGACAUGGCUGAAGAAUUUGGCUUUAAGAUGAACAUGUUGGAUAUUGGUGGGGGCUUCACAGGUUCAGAACUUCAGCUGGAAGAGGUUAAUCAUGUCAUCAGGCCAUUGCUGGAUGUCUACUUUCCUAAGGAAUCUGGUGUUAAUGUGAUUGCAGAGCCUGGAUUUUACUAUGUGUCAUCUGCAUUUACACUAGCAGUUAACAUCAUUGCAAAGAAGACUGUUGAGUAUGAUAAACUUCUUCCUUCUGGAGUGGAGCAAACCAGGAAUGAUGAUGAACCAGUGUUUACAUAUUACAUAAAUGAUGGUGUUUAUGGUUCUUUUGCAAGUAAAUUGUCUGAGAAACUGAAUACUAUCCCAGAGGUUCACAAGAAAUACAAGGAAGAUGAGCCUCUGUUCGCAAGCAGCCUUUGGGGUCCAUCCUGUGAUGAGCUUGAUCAAAUUGUGGAAAACUGUCUUCUUCCUGAGCUGAGUGUUGGAGAUUGGCUGAUCUUUGAUAAUAUGGGUUCUGGUACCUUAGGUGAACAGUCUACCUUUAACGACUAUCAGAGGCCACUGAUUUACUACAUGAUGUCUUUCAGUGAUUGGGAUGAGAUGCAAGAUGCUGGAAUUGCUUCAGACACAUUGAUGAAGAACUUCUUCUUUGUGCCUUCUUGCAUUCAGCUGAGCCCAGAAGACCGCUUUUCCACUGCAGCUUAAACAGGCAUUAACGCUUCAUUUAGACCUGCAGUUGCAAGUCUGUAGUUUGUCUGGUCAACAUUCCAGUGUGGAAGAAAUGGAACAAUCUUGAAUUCAAUUCAUUCUCUUCAAAACUUGAAAAAAUAGUAAUAGCUAAUGGGGACCAGGCAAAACAAGCUACAGCUACAAUUCACUGGGGGGGGGGGAGGGUUAGAUAAUGGCGUCCAAAUUAAAAAAUCAAGUUCAUUCAACCCCUGAGCGUUUAAAUAUGCAACAAAAUGGAUGACUUAGUGGAGAUGGAAACCCAUCACUUGGGUUCUUCAACAGUUUACAUACAAGUACACAGUUUUUAUACUAAGGAUUCCUGUUAGAACAGUCUUGUAAAGUUAUUGUCUUUCGCCCAGAUAUAUCAAAUGUCAGUGGGAGACCAGUGUGACUUCAUUAGAUGUUUAGUGUAUUUAGAAUGUGUAAAUUUGUGCUUUGAACUGUAGUUUAAUAAAUGUAAAAUUGCAUCAUAGUAUUUGUUGUAUUUGACCCUUGAUGUAUCCCUUGUAUGAUUGCAAUAAAACUUUGUGUAGAUUUUACUGUUUUUUAGGCUAACUUUGGGAGGGGCUAGGCAGAAGAGGUAGCUAUAAAAUAGAUGUAUACAGGAUUGUUUUGAGAAGCCUUCUUUUCUCUAGUCCAUUUUUUCAGCUUUAUAUUAAACCAUAAAUAAUUUAAGCUUGGUAAACCUGUAUGAAGUGAAAGGCCUAAGUUCCUGGAAGGCCAAAAGGCAAUUUGUGGUGGUUUUUUUUAGUAUGACCUUAGAUUUCAGUUCUUAACAAGAAACAGCAAACCUAAAUAGAUACAGAUGUACACAGAGAGGUAGUCUUUUAGCUAGUGUGCAUGCAGUGCCCCUGAGGCAGCAUGGGUUAGUCCAGCUCUGCAAGUUGUCACAAACCUUUUAGUGCUUUUUUAAAUGGUGUUUAUUGAAGAGUCUAACUUUCAGCUUAGGCUAGUUCUGUAUAGUGCUGACUCCUAGGAGAAGGGCUAUGCAAGUCUUCAGAAAGCUCAGAGCUCUCUUGUGCUGGACUUUAUUUAAUUAUAUCCACAACAUAAAGGUAAAGCACACUACUAAAGGACAUAUGCCAGCUGCAUUGAGCAACUGGAACUGCUGAAACUGUUCAGAGGAUUUCUUUACUCUGUUACUGGAGCCUCUUGAUUUCUUCAAGGUCCUUUUUUUACUUUCUCACUAUAACUUCCACUCCUUGAAAACUGUGGGAGGGAGGAGAAGGGGUGUCAGGGCUUUCACAUGAGUGCAUUAAGUUCUGGAUCCUGCAGUCAAAGGGUACUUUUUAACCCUUUAGUUGGAGGUAAAAUUUCUGCCUUUUGGUUGCAAGUGUGUAUUACAUGAGUGCCAGCUGGUAAGAAAUAACUUCUGGCUCUGUAAAGAAAAGAUUUCAUAGAACUUGAUGAACUUUUACUUGAAAGUAAAGAAAAUUCUCAAUUUGGACUUGUCAGAACAGUUUUACAGGCCAGCUAAAAGAGGUACAAAAUGGCUUAUGUUUUGAAGAUACAGUCUAAGAAAUAUUUAUUACUGGAAUUAAAUGAGGGAGUAAAUGAGAGUGGGGAAAACUGUUUUGUUUGGCUGUGUUUUUCUUAAACCUGAAGUUAUAAGCCAUCCCCAUGUUUCAAGAAGUGAUAUGCACUUCAGUUUACUAGUUCAGGUCUUUCUCUUGACAAAACAGACUGCUGCAUGGUUUUUAACUAAAUACAAAUUACAAUUGCCUAAGAUAAUUUAACAGGAUUCUGUUAUGCAGUCUUAAGGAGAGGUGGUUUAUGUUAACUUGCAGAUCAGCUGAAAAAAAUUCCUCUAUAAAUGGUCAGAGCAGAACUAUUCAUUGUACUUGAAGACAGCCUGCCAUUAAAAACAACCUGGAGUUUGAACCCAGUAUGUAUUUCAAUUUGAUUUGCUAAGUGUUACUAUUUAUAUUGUAAUCGCAAUUCAGAGUUUUACUCAAAAUAUAAAAGCUGAGUGGUUUCUA